CCAGAAUUGUGUGUAUUCUCCUUUAAGGGGCUGGGCAUCUCUCCCGCCCUCUCCAGAGUCGACUGAAGUUUCCGAGGAGACUUCUCAGGCUGGGCUGGACACACCUUUCCAAGGACCCCCACACUCUGCUCCGUGCACCUCAAAUGCUCCUUUCCCUUGUGUCCAACCCCCUACCCCUCUCCCUAACUGCCCUCUUCUCAACAAGACUCAGCCUCUCCCUGAGGUGGGUGAGCAUCCUUGAGGUUUCCCACCCUUAACUGCUCCGUCCCCGGAUGGAGCCAGAGAAAUGUGGUGGGGGGGCCGGGGCCAGAGUUUCAACAUUGCCCCCCAGAAGGAGGAGCCAGAGAUGGGGUCUCAAGUUCGUUGUCUCAUUAUCCAUUAACCAGCCCCUCCCUUUGCUGUCUGCCAGCCCUGUCUGUCCAGGAAAGCAGGAUGCCGGAGCCCAGGAGUCGUCAGCCUAGCAGUUGCCUGGCCUCCAGAUGCCUCCCAGGGGAGCAGAUCCUAGCAUGGGCCCCAGGGGUGAGGAAGGGGCUGGAACCCGAAUUGUCUGGAACCCUGAUCUGUACCAACUUUAGGGUCACCUUCCAGCCCUGUGGAUGGCAGCAGAAUCAGGACACUCCCUUAAGCAGUGAAUAUGAUUUUGCCCUGGUCAACAUUGGGCGAUUAGAGGCUGUGAGCGGCUUGUCCCGAGUCCAGCUCCUCCGUCCAGGGUCCCUGCUUAAAUUUAUCCCUGAGGAGAUUAUGAUUCAUGGCCGAGACUUCCGGCUACUCAGAGUUGGUUUCGAGGCUGGAGGCCUAGAGCCUCAGGCUUUUCAGGUGACCAUGGCCAUUGUCCAAGCCAGAGCUCAGAGCAAUCCAGCCCAACAGUAUUCGGGGAUAACCCUGAGCAAGGCUGGCCAGGCUUCUGGCUCCAGAAAACCACCAGUUCCUCUCAUGGAGACAGCGGAAGACUGGGAGACUGAGCGGAAGCAGCAGGCAGCCAGAGGCUGGAGAGUCAGCACGGUCAACGAGAGGUUUGACGUAGCCACCAGCCUCCCCCGUUACUUCUGGGUCCCUAACCGAAUUCUGGACAGUGAGGUCAGGAGAGCAUUUGGCCACUUUCAUCAGGGCCGUGGACCGCGCUUGUCCUGGCAUCACCCUGGGGGCAGUGAUCUUCUCCGCUGUGGAGGCUUCUAUACAGCCAGCGACCCUAACAAGGAGGAUAUCAGAGCAGUGGAGUCGAUGCUCCAGGCUGGGCAUUCAGAUGUUGUCCUGGUAGACACUAUGGAUGAGCUGCCCAGCCUUGCAGAUGUCCAACUUGCCCACCUGAGGCUGAGGGCCCUCUGCCUGCCUGAUUCAUCUGUGGCUGAGGAUAAAUGGCUUUCAGCCCUGGAAGGAACACGAUGGCUGGACUAUAUCAGGGCUUGUCUUCGAAAGGCCAGUGACAUUUCAGUAUUAGUGACAUCCAGGGUUCGUUCUGUAAUACUUCAAGAGCGCGGUGAUCGUGAUCUCAAUGGCCUCCUCUCUUCACUCGUCCAGCUGCUUUCAGCCCCCGAAGCCCGAACACUGUUUGGCUUCCAAUCCCUAGUGCAGCGAGAGUGGGUGGCAGCUGGACAUCCCUUCCUGACUCGGCUUGGGGGAACUGGGGCCAGUGAAGAGGCUCCGGUGUUUCUCCUCUUCCUUGAUUGUGUCUGGCAGCUCCUCCAGCAGUUUCCAGCUGAUUUUGAAUUCUCUGAGUUUUUCCUUCUUGCUCUUCAUGACAGCGUCAGGGUUCCUGACACCCUUACCUUCCUGAGAAAUACCCCCUGGGAGCGCGGAAAGCAGAGCGGACAGUUAAACUCCUAUACACAAGUCUACACCCCAGGAUACUCCCAGCCCCCAGCUGGGGACUCUUUUAACCUGCAGCUGUCUGUCUGGGACUGGGAUUUACGCUAUAGCAAUGCACAGAUACUACAAUUCCAGAAUCCUGGCUAUGACCCAGAACACUGUCCAGAUUCCUGGCUCCCUAGACCGCAGCCAAGCUUCAUGGUUCCUGGACCCCCCAGUUCUGUGUGGCUCUUCUCUAGAGGAGCAUUGACCCCCCUGAAUCAGCUCUGUCCUUGGCGGGACAGUCCCUCCCUGCUGGCAGUCUCUUCUCGUUGGCUCCCUCGACCUGCUAUCUCCUCUGAAAGCCUGGCUGACCAGGAAUGGGGUCUCCCCUCACAUUGGGGAGCUUGCCCUUUACCUCCAGGGCUGCUGCUGCCUGGAUAUCUGGGACCCCAGAUCAGGUUCUGGAGACGCUGCUACCUGAGGGGAAGGCCUGAGGUCCAGAUGGGCCUCUCAGCUCCCACAAUCUCUGGCCUCCAGGAUGAGCUAUCCCAUCUUCAGGAGCUAUUACGGAAAUGGACACCAAGAAUAUCUCCUGAAGUUCACUCCAAGAAAAGAGAUCCACAUACCAUUCUCAAUCCCACUGAAAUUGUGGGCAUUCUCAAAGGCAGGGCAGAGGGGGAUCUGGGGUAGAGAAGGGUUCUGUCUAAUCCUUUUUUUUUUGUAUCUGGACUUGCAGCCUCAGCUUUCACACUCCAGCCCUUAAGUUCACUAAGAAGGUCUGAGUUUCUGCUGCAGAUGGUGGUGUUAACUGCUCCAACUCUUGUCCUGUCUUGCUUAGUUCCUACGGAUAUUUUUGUUUCUUGUCAUUUGAAGGAUUAAGAAACAAAACAAUCCAGAAAUUGAUCGUUUUUUUAGGCCAAUUCCAUCCCUUCUGGAUAACCAGAUGUUAAAUCGUGAGAUCAGAGAUGCUGUUCAUCAGUCCCAACAAGAUGGCCUAGAGAUCGCAUUCUCACCUCGCCUUGCUGCUGCUUUAAGUCCAACUUCUAUUUCUUCCCUUAUAGUUUUCUACGGGAAUGAGGCGGAUACAGGAAACACCCUGUCUCCUCUGUAUUUUUGUAGCGGAAUUUUCUAUUUAAGGGGCUCAUUAAAGCAUAGUAUUUAUACACGU
This is a messenger RNA of Chlorocebus sabaeus (green monkey), 2956 nucleotides long. Lineage: Eukaryota; Metazoa; Chordata; Mammalia; Primates; Cercopithecidae. The record is from RefSeq and is a predicted model, not a curated record.